AUGUCCCCGAGAUCGCGUUUAGCAAGGCCUCUUACCUCCGUUUUACGUCCUGUUCCACAGCAGCGACGAUCACCACCGCCCCUCAAUAACACACACCCGGCUACUGUCGCAUCCGUAUUCUCGCACGCGCGUCAGACACAACACGCCCCCUUCAGCAGCAGCAGCAAACCGGUUUCAUCUUCGGAUCCUACCGAGUCGCCGCUACCACCCCCUUCUCGCAAAUGGCUCACGGAACUUGAAUUGCGGAUCGGGAGAUGUCUCUCAUUCGGAUGUAAUAGGGAGCAGACACAGCUCGCGUCCGACAUACUGCUGAUCCUCGCGACGGAAUGGCGCGAGCUGACUGUGGGCUCCGAGGGCUAUCUGUCAAGUGGCCGUAGGGGCCUGAGAAACCAACAGGUCGUGUGGGGGGAGAUGGAUAGCUUCGGCCACGUCAAUAACGCAAAUUACAUCCGCUGGGCCGAGUCGGCGCGCGUAAACUUCAUCAUGUACCUCGCGGGCGCGGACAAGUCGCACUCCCAAGAGUGGCGGGAGCUCAUGACGCCGAAAGGCGUCGGGCUGAUCAUGAAGUCCAUCAAAGCCGAAUACAAGCUCCCAAUAACCUACCCCGACACCAUCUCCGUGUACCACAAGGUGCGCACCUUCCCCGAGCAAGCCGACACCUCGCUCAUCCUCGACUGCGUCGUCAUCUCGCACGUGCACAAGCGUGUCGCCGCGCGCACCGAGGAGGACAUCGUCGUCUACGACUACGCCGCUGCUCAAAAGACCUUCAUCCCAGACUUCGCGCUCCGCGCGUUCCGCGGCAUCUGGCGCCAGCAGAACGAGGAGAGCCAGGCCACGAGGGCCAGGAUCCUGGGGCUCGAGAGCCGCGUCGAGGCGCUUGAGAGGCUCACGUGGAAUAAAGAGGGCGCGGUCGAGGAUAUGGGGGGGCGAUAG
This is a messenger RNA of Hypoxylon fragiforme, 933 nucleotides long. RefSeq names its product Thioesterase/thiol ester dehydrase-isomerase. The transcript is spliced from 3 exons. The record is from RefSeq and is a predicted model, not a curated record. Gene Ontology annotation, molecular function: fatty acyl-CoA hydrolase activity. NCBI's taxonomy places the organism in Eukaryota, Fungi, Ascomycota, Sordariomycetes, Xylariales, Hypoxylaceae. Bases 1 to 933 code for a protein of 310 amino acids.